Penicillium subrubescens is the source of this 1806-nucleotide messenger RNA. RefSeq lists its product as uncharacterized. The coding region runs from base 1 to 1806 and encodes 601 amino acids. NCBI's taxonomy places the organism in Eukaryota, Fungi, Ascomycota, Eurotiomycetes, Eurotiales, Aspergillaceae. The transcript is spliced from 4 exons. The record is from RefSeq and is a predicted model, not a curated record.
AUGAACGCCUCUCUAAUAGGCCAGCGCCGGUCCUACGGUGGUCAACUAUGCACCAUUCGCUAUGUGGGAGGUGUCGAGGGCACUUCAGGUGACUGGCUCGGUGUUGAAUGGGACGACCCCACGAGAGGCAAGCAUUCAGGAGAGCAUAAAGGAGUCCGGUAUUUCACAUGCAAGAGUAACUACCCCACGGCGGGGUCUUUCGUCCGCCCCUCCAGGCCAUCAUACCUGCCGCUCAGCUUCCUAGAAGCGUUGCGUGACAAGUAUGCCUCCGAGAAUGACUCGGAACUGGUCUGGACCUCUAAGCCACUUGGGCAGGCUAGUCAACAAACUAUUGAGAUCAGCGGCAAGGUCGUUGAAGAGGUGGGCUUCGAUAAGAUUCGCAAGCAACUUGCAGAGUUGCAGGAGCUACGAAUCGUUUUGCUUGAUGGGUUGCGCAUAGUUGGUGUGCUAUCCUCUUACGAGCAACCUGAGGCGGAAGUCCUUGAGGCUGCUAAAGAUAUUGCAACAACAUGCCCCAAGAUCGAGGAGCUGGAUCUCAGCCGCAGUCUGUUGAGUAGGUGGCGUCAUGUUUGGGAUAUCUGCUACCCGCUAAAGGAGUUGAAGAAAUUGAAGGUUAAUGGCAACCGUUUUCAACCUUUAGAAGAUGGGUUCAUCUUUGAAGGCAUCACAGAGCUACACCUCGAAGAAACCUUGCUAAGCUGGGAUGAGAUUGCCGAAGUGACAUCCCGUUUCCCGUCAUUAACAUCACUCACUGCAUCUGGCAACCAACUACGCACCAUAUCUCGCCCGCUCCCAGGAUCUAUCAAAAAGUUGACACUCGAGAAUAAUGAGGUCAGAUCAUUAUUAGCUCUAGGCCCGCUAUCAGAGAUCCAAACUCUCGAACACCUCUCCAUUCGAGGAAACAACAUCGAUGCCGUCACCGACAGCACCCAACUUACAGCCCUAGACUUUACAUUCCCCCCAACAGUCACCUCCGUCGACCUCUCACGCAACAACAUCUCAUCAUGGACAAUCCUAAACCACCUCCCCAUCCUAUUCCCAGGUCUAACAACCCUUCGCUUCUCCGGAAACCCACUCUACGACCAACCGCCCCUCCCACCCGCCAUCGCAGCUGCAACCUCAUCUAUGAGCGCAUCCAAACCAAUGACCCUAGACGAAUCCUUCAUGCUCACACUUUCCCGCUUCCCCGCCUCCCUCAAAACCCUCAAUUUCAGCACCAUCUCGCCACAGGACCGCUCCAACGCUGAAAUGUACUAUCUCUCCCUCAUCGGCAAGGAGCUCUCUGCUACCUCUGAAGCAGAGGAACCCGCAAUUCUAGCCGCACAUCCUCGUUACGCUGAACUCUGCGAGUUAUACGGAGAGCCUACGGUGACGAGAGCCGUUGAGCGGGAUGGCUCGGGGAAGAGAGUGAUUCACCCUCGGUCUGUGGCAACGCGUCUGAUUAAGCUUGCGUUCCAGCUGUCUGAGUCGCAAGUCUGUGUUAAAGAAAUUCCGACUUCGUUCGAUUCAUAUCAGGUGAAGGCGCUCGUUUCUCGGCUUUUCCAUCUCGCUCCGUAUUCGUUUAGACUUGUUUGGGAGACGGAUGAGUGGGAUCCAGUGGAGAAGAAGACGGGGGAUGAUGGGGUGGCGGGAUGGGAUGAAGACAGUGAUGAUGAAAUGCAGGCUACGGCUCCUGUGUCCUCAGCGGAUACUAGUCGGUUCGUGCGCAGAGAGAUUGAAUUGGACGAUUCGACGCGGGAUAUUGGGUUCCUGUUUCAGGGCGAGACGGGUGAGAUGAAGAUUCGGGUUGAAGUACCUCCUGUAUAG